GGGUGGGUAAACAAGGUGUAUCAUGGGGGAUGUGGAAAUGGCUAAUGCUAGAGAGAUGAAUUACGGAUCUCGUAUUCUCUCCAGCAUUAUUUUCUGCCAUAAUUCCUAAGAGUGUAAUCUCAAUUUAUACAGUCUUACUGAUGCCCUUUGAUUUAACAGGCUGGUUUUGUGUCACGUGACAGACCGGGGCAGUUGGUAAUUGCUUUGGAACCUGAAGCAGCCGCGAUAUUCUGUACAGAGAGAAAAAUGGGCGCAAUACAGUCUCUUGAGAGACUCAGUGUAUCCGUGGAUGGACUUCUGUCCCAGUUGAAUGCACAAUACAUGGUUGUCGACAUUGGAGGAGGAACUCUUGAUGUAACAGUUCAUGAAAAACAAGAUGAUGGUAGCAUUAAGGAAAUCCAUAAGGUAACAGGUGGACCGUAUGGCGGUAUGAAAGUAAAUCAUCAAUUCGAAGGACUUCUGGAUGAGCUCUUUAGUGCCGAGAAGCUGUAUGAGUAUCGCAAACUGUUCCCGUCUGAUUGGCUGCGUUUGAUAGGCGACUUUGAAGACAAGAAACGUGGGCCACGGGCUCUGGAAAAUAAAGAAACAAGAAUCCGCCUGCCACAGAGUUUCAAUUCCUCUGUCCCUGAAAUUCUUCUCCAUUCUAUGAAGCGUUACGGAGAAGAAGUUAAAAUCAUUAAAAAUGAAUAUCUAUGCCUAAGUCCGAGGGUCAUGAAAAAGCAGUUUGAGCCUGUUUUGGAAGCCAUGAAAGAUCAUUUAGCUGUUCUACUAAGCAAGCCGGAACUUUCGAGGGUGAAGGUAAUGCUCCUUGUUGGAGGAUUUGCAGAAUCUUCUCUUCUUCAACAAGAAAUAAAGAACGAGUUUGCUGACAGGUGCCGUGUGAUUGUACCACGUGAUGCAGCGAAGGCAGUCGUUCAGGGUGCCGUGAUGUUCGGUAAAAUGCCCAACAAAAUUACGGAAAGAGUCGUCGCCACGACAUACGGUUGUGCCUGCUCUCGAGACUUCAUCGAGGGUGUUCANUUCACUACGAAGUCACGUGAGAUAAAGCGUGGCAAGCAAGCAGUCAGUUGCGUUCGGUUAGCAAGCAGAGAGGCCGACGAAAGUUGGCCUCUUGAAAAAAUGAACGGCGACUUAACCCCAGAAGAGGAAAAGCUUGCAAACGUCGCCAACAAAAGCUGGCUUCACAAACUUAGCGAUAACCAGCUGAAAGCAAACGUCGAGAAAAAUCAUCGCCCAGCCAACUGUGGCAGAGUUGUUGUCCCAAAUGUCAACGAAGAAAUUUGGAACAAGCUUCCAAGGACAGCACGAGGGAAAGAUCUCAAGUUUUCCCGCCUUCAGAAAAAGCCUGACUAA
Orbicella faveolata is the source of this 1353-nucleotide messenger RNA. RefSeq names its product heat shock 70 kDa protein 12A-like. NCBI's taxonomy places the organism in Eukaryota, Metazoa, Cnidaria, Anthozoa, Scleractinia, Merulinidae. Gene Ontology annotation, molecular function: ATP binding; ATP-dependent protein folding chaperone. The record is from RefSeq and is a predicted model, not a curated record.